GAAUUUCAAGAGUCGGAAGCGUCGCUCUAUAGUAAAAGCUUAACAUGGUUAGCUAGGUUGGGUAGGGUUAGAUUUAAAUCUAAAUGGCAAGCUUAAAAGCAGAGCCCUUUGACUUUGUAAAUUCUACAUAUAUACUUAGUUACUUGCUUUUAUAUUAGAAAGCUUUAUCUUAGGUUGAUAUUCCGUCAUUUUUUUGUUUUAUGCGAUAUUGCAGAACUAGCCUGUUAGCUCUGCGUUGCUUCAAACUAGCAACUCUGCUUGCUAGUUUUCUUGCGUUGGAAUCCCCUGGCUUGUCUGACAGCGGGGCAAGCUAAAAUUAACCACGCUUAUACGCAGCGAACCGGGCUCCGUUUUGGUCCGGCUUGUGUCGGAGACUUUGUUCCGUGCUACUUUUCUCAGUGGGACCGAAUGUUUGGUAACGUUUACAGCAGCGGCUGCAGCUAGCAGAUGGUUAGCGCGUUAACAACAACAAUGGGUUGUCAGGGAGGCUCGAAGACGGCGAAAAGGCUUUAUUUUGUGGCUUUUCUGCUUCUGGUCUUCGCCAGUGGGUUGACAGCAGAUGAAGGUCAACAGAGAGACGAUGGAUCUGAGUUAAAGUCGUAUCAUGAUCCAGACUCUGAGGAGGAAGACGUCCAUAUUGUGUCGAGAAUUUUGGCAGCCGCCUCGGUGACUCGUCGGCUCGACGAAUCAGAAGAAGAAGAACAACAGUCACUUCUAGAGACGGAGGAAAAGGAAGAACUACCUGAACAGCCUCCGCCGCCUCCUCCUGAGGAGAAACCUAGAGAGGUUCUUCUGGUGAAUGGGGGAACAACCCAUGGGGAGCCCUGCGUCUUCCCGUUCUUCUUCCACGGGAAGGAGUACUCAGACUGCACCACGGACGGGCGGGGGGAUGGACGGCUGUGGUGCGCCACAAGCUACGACUACGACAGCGAUAAGAAAUGGGGAUUCUGUGAGACGGAGGAGCAGGCACAGCAGAGACUGCAGGCCGAAGAGGCCGAGGAGCAGUACCAGACAGUCCUGCGCAUGCUGAAUGGCUCCACCAGGAAGGCUCAGAAGAAGGAGUUGUAUGAAAAGCUGUUGAAGGUAGCAGAGAAAGGCCACCAGAAAGCCACAGAGAAGGUGGCGUACGCCAUGCUGUUUGGAGACUACAUGAACCAAAACGUCACCAAAGCCAGAGAGAUGUUUGAGAAGCUGGCUAUGGAGGGCUCACCUAAAGCUCAGAUGGCUCUUGGCUUUCUGUAUGCAGCAGGCCUGGGAGUUAACUCAAGUCAAGCCAAGGCUCUAGUUUAUUACACCUUUGGUGCAUUGGGUGGAAACUUAAUAGCUCAUAUGAUUCUGGGGUACAGAUACUGGGCUGGUGUGGGUGUUCCCCAGAGCUGUGAGUCAGCACUAACACAUUAUAGACUGGUGGCAAAUCACGUGGCCAGUGACGUGUCGCUGACCGGAGGCUCGGCGGUGCAGAGGAUCAGACUCCUGGAUGAGGUGGAGAACCCGGGCUCCACCAGUGGGAUGCUGGAGGAGGACCUCAUCCAGUACUACCAGUUUCUGGCCGAGAAAGGAGACGUUCAAGCUCAGGUUGGUUUAGGUCAGCUUCAUCUACACGGUGGACGUGGAGUGGAGCAGAAUCACCAGAGGGCGUAUGACUACUUCACACAGGCUGCAAAUGCUGGGAACACUCAUGCUAUGGCCUUCCUCGGCAAGAUGUAUUCAGAAGGCAGCGAGUUUCUCCCUCAGGACAAUGAGACAGCUCUGCAGUACUUCAAAAAGGCCUCUGAUAUGGGUAAUCCAGUGGGCCAGAGUGGACUGGGCAUGGCUUACCUGUAUGGAAGGGGUGUCCCUGUGAACUAUGAGCUGGCUCUAAAAUACUUCCAGAAGGCAGCAGAACAGGGUUGGGUGGACGGACAACUCCAGCUGGGGACCAUGUAUUACAAUGGCAUUGGUGUGAAGCGCGAUUACAAACAGGCGCUCAAAUUCUUCAACCUGGCCUCCCAGGCGGGUCACAUCCUGGCUUUCUACAACCUGGCCCAGAUGCACGCCACUGGUACCGGCGUGAUGCGCUCCUGCCACACCGCCGUGGAGCUUUUUAAGAACGUGUGCGAGCGCGGCCGCUGGUCAGAGCGUCUGAUGUCGGCGUACGGCAGCUUCAAGGAGGGCGAGAGCGACGCCGCUCUGGUGCAGUACCUGCUGCUGGCCGAGCAGGGCUACGAAGUGGCGCAGAGCAACGUCGCCUUCAUCCUGGACCAGAAAGGGGCCAGAAUCUUCAGCGACAAUGAGACGUAUCCUCGUGCUUUACUUCACUGGACCAGAGCUGCAGCACAAGGUUACACCGUGGCUCGGAUUAAGCUGGGAGACUACCACUUCUACGGAUAUGGAACGGAUGUGGACUAUGAGACGGCGGUCAUUCACUACAGGCUCGCGUCUGAGCAGCAGAACGGCGCCCAGGCCAUGUUCAACCUGGGAUACAUGCAUGAGAAAGGCCUGGGUAUCAAACAGGACAUCCAUUUAGCCAAGCGCUUCUACGACAUGGCGGCUGAAGCCAGUCCUGAUGCUCAGGUCCCAGUUUUUCUGGCCCUGUGCAAGCUGGGCCUGAUUUACACUCUGCAGUACCUGCAAGACUUCAAUCUGAAGGAGCUGACUGCUCAGGUGGACCUGGACCAGCUUCUGGGCCCAGAGUGGGACCUCUACCUCAUGACGGUCAUCGCCCUGCUGCUGGGCACAGUCAUCGCCUACAGACAGCGCCAACACCAAAUCAUAGUGCCACCCCGCGCCCCUGCCCCGACCCCCGCACCCCCUCCAAGACCCGCUCAGGAGGAGCCGCAAGCUCAGGCAGAGCCUCAGGAUCAGGAAGAGACGGCAGCCCCAGGCGCUGCUGAGGAGGAAGAGGAGCAGCAGUGAGGAGAGGGCAGAGGGAGCGAGGCGAGGGAAAGACUGAGGGCAGAACGCCUUUAAAAACCUGCUGCUUCUAGCAUGUCUCCCACUGCCUGCUCUCCUCCUCGUUACGAGAAAGAGAAACUGUCGUCUCUGAAACUGUUCGGUCUCAAAGCUGCGCUCAGUUCGAGAGGUGACGAAACAAAUGUGGGAUCCUAGGACUGUUUCUUUUUUUUUUUUUCUGUGACUCAGGACUCUGCCAGAGGCAACCACGUCCUCACCAUGAAAUAUGUUGGAGUUUCCUGAUUAAAAACAUUUUAAAGUCAGCCGACGAGAAGGA
Molecule: messenger RNA, 3208 nt
Organism: Fundulus heteroclitus (mummichog)
Lineage: Eukaryota; Metazoa; Chordata; Actinopteri; Cyprinodontiformes; Fundulidae
Gene: sel1l
Product: SEL1L adaptor subunit of ERAD E3 ubiquitin ligase
Exons: 21
Coding region: 448-2895 (815 amino acids)
Biological process (GO): ERAD pathway
Cellular component (GO): endoplasmic reticulum membrane
Molecular function (GO): protein binding
Source: RefSeq, a predicted model, not a curated record